Molecule: messenger RNA, 578 nt
Organism: Heterobilharzia americana
Lineage: Eukaryota; Metazoa; Platyhelminthes; Trematoda; Strigeidida; Schistosomatidae
Source: the annotation of a GenBank genome assembly
UGAACGUUGGAAAUUAGUUGUCCUUGAGUCAACGCCGGUCUUGUCGAAAUCUAGCGAAGACUCAGUACUCAAGGAUGCCGAUGUGUUGUGGUGGUGUUGGUAGUGCUCGUGAGCCUUCCCUAGAGGAGAAAGAAAAGCUUGGGAAACUGUUAGGUGGUAAUUUAGAAUCUCACCUUGGUCGAAAACCUGCUAAAUUUGAGAUUGUUCAGAUUGCUAGUCAGGUAGUUGCAGGAACAAAUUACUUUGUGAAGGUGAAGAUAGAUGAGAAUGAAUACAUUCAUGCGAAGAUAUUUGAACCAUUACCGUGCCAUGGCACAGAACUUACGUUACAUUCCGUCCUUAAGGAUAAGAAGGAAACCGAUGCCUUGCAGUACUUCUAAUAAUUUUCACUGAUUUUUAUCGACUCUUUUAUGGCUAACGUAAUCAGCUUCUCUACAUAUUUUGGGUGUCAUUAAGCUUAAUUUUGCUAGAAGUUAACUUAAAGUUUGAUUUGCUUUUAUAACGUAAUAACUGCUUAUAAUUUUCAAUGUAUUUUUACUGUCUAAUUUUUCUAAAAAUACCAAAGAGUCAGUUGAUUG